This is a messenger RNA of Canariomyces notabilis, 2775 nucleotides long. Its product is annotated as kinesin-domain-containing protein. Gene Ontology annotation, molecular function: microtubule binding; microtubule motor activity; ATP binding. The transcript is spliced from 3 exons. Bases 1 to 2775 code for a protein of 924 amino acids. NCBI's taxonomy places the organism in Eukaryota, Fungi, Ascomycota, Sordariomycetes, Sordariales, Chaetomiaceae. Gene Ontology annotation, biological process: mitotic spindle organization; spindle elongation; microtubule-based movement. Gene Ontology annotation, cellular component: microtubule associated complex. The record is from RefSeq and is a predicted model, not a curated record.
AUGUCCAACGCAAAUAGCAUCAAGGUUGUGGCUCGGUUCCGCCCGCAAAAUCGGGUUGAAAUCGAGUCGGGCGGCCAGCCCAUCGUCAGGUUUGAUGGACAGGAUACAUGCACCAUCGAUUCCAAAGAAGCCCAAGGUACUUUCACCUUUGACCGCGUGUUCGACAUGUCAUGCAAGCAGUCCGAUAUCUUCAAUUUCUCCAUCAAGUCAACCGUCGACGACAUCCUUAACGGUUACAAUGGCACCGUCUUCGCCUACGGCCAGACAGGCGCCGGCAAGUCAUACACCAUGAUGGGCACAAGCAUAGAUGACGAAGAAGGGAGGGGCGUCAUCCCUCGAAUAGUAGAACAGAUCUUUACAAACAUUCUGUCCAGCGCGGCGAACAUUGAGUAUACAGUCCGGGUGAGCUACAUGGAGAUCUACAUGGAGAGAAUUCGCGAUCUUCUGGCGCCACAGAACGACAACUUGCCGGUCCACGAGGAGAAGAACCGCGGCGUCUACGUCAAAGGCCUGCUUGAGAUCUACGUCUCGAGCGUCCAGGAGGUAUUCGAGGUUAUGAGAAGGGGAGGCAAUGCGAGAGCGGUCGCCGCAACCAACAUGAACCAGGAAUCCUCGCGCUCGCACUCCAUCUUCGUCAUCACCAUUACUCAGAAGAACGUGGAGACGGGGUCGGCAAAGAGCGGCCAGCUAUUCCUGGUCGAUUUGGCAGGCAGCGAGAAGGUUGGCAAGACGGGCGCAAGCGGUCAGACGCUCGAGGAAGCGAAGAAGAUCAACAAGAGCUUGAGCGCCCUGGGAAUGGUCAUCAACGCGCUCACAGACGGGAAAUCUUCGCACAUCCCCUACCGAGACUCGAAGCUCACCCGUAUCCUCCAAGAAUCCUUGGGUGGCAACAGCCGGACAACACUCAUUAUCAACUGUUCGCCCAGCAGUUAUAACGAUGCCGAGACGCUAAGUACGCUGCGCUUCGGUAUGCGGGCAAAGUCGAUCAAGAACAAGGCCAAGGUCAACGCGGAACUCAGUCCUGCGGAGCUCAAGUCGAUGCUCGCCAAGGCCAAGACGCAGAUCACCACCUUUGAGAAUUACAUCGUCAGUUUGGAAGGUGAGGUCCAGCUGUGGCGUGCCGGUGAAACUGUGCCAAAGGAAAAAUGGGUGCCACCUCUUUCGGCAGAUGGCGUAUCGGGAGCAAAAGCCGAAUCAAGACCAAACCGACCCUCGACGCCAUCCCGGCUACUGCCGGACAGGACUGGGGCUGAGACGCCGGCGACUAUGGAAAGGGCUGGAACACCGAGCUUACCCCUGGAUAAGGACGAACGGGAGGAAUUCCUGCGCCGGGAAAACGAGCUCCAAGACCAGCUUGCUGAGAAGGAGUCGCAAGCAGCGAAUAUGGAAAGGCAGCUGCGGGAGACGAAAGAGGAGCUUGCCGUUCUCAAAGAACAUGAUGCCAAGCUCGGAAAAGACAAUGAAAGGCUCAUCAGUGAAUCGAACGAGUUCAAGAUGCAGCUGGAGAGGCUAGCGUUCGAAAAUAAGGAGGCUCAGAUUACCAUGGACGGCCUGAAGGAUGCGAACUCGGAGCUCACAGCAGAACUAGAUGAGCUUAAGCAGCAGAUGCUCGACAUGAAGAUGAGCGCCAAGGAGACCAGCGCAGUUCUGGACGAAAAGGAGAAGAAGAAGGCGGAGAGGAUGGCCAAGAUGAUGGCCGGGUUCGACCUUAGCGGGGACGUAUUUAGCGACAACGAGAGAUCGGUUGCCGACGCGAUCGCGCAAGUAGAUGCCCUCUACGAACUCAGUUCUACGGGCGAUCCUAUUCCACCCGACGACCUCAAGGCGCUGAAGGAGAAGCUGCUCGAAACGCAGGGCUUUGUGCGACAGGCCGAGCUAUCAGCAUUCAGCACGGCAUCGAGCGAAGCCGAAGCCCGCAAGCGCGCCGAACUUGAAGCUCGGCUCGAGGCGCUCCAGCUGGAGCACGAGGAUAUCCUUUCACGCAACCUAGACGAGACAGAUAAGGAAGAAGUCAAGGCGCUCCUAGCCAAGACGCUGUCAGACAAGUCAAACACGCAGGUCGAGCUCGUCGAGGGGCUCAAGGCCGACCUCGCCGUCCGCACGCAGGAGAACGAGCGACUCAAGGCGCUCGUUGACGACCUGCAGCGCCGCGUCAAGUCCAACGGGGCGGUGCCCAUGGCCAACGGCAAGACAGUGCAGCAGCAGCUGGCCGAGUUUGACGUCAUGAAGAAGAGCCUCAUGCGGGAUCUGCAAAACCGAUGCGAGCGCGUUGUCGAGCUCGAGAUCUCGCUCGACGAGACGCGGGAGCAAUACAACAAUGUGCUCCGCAGCAGCAACAACCGCGCGCAGCAGAAGAAAAUGGCCUUCCUUGAGCGCAACCUCGAGCAGCUGACGCAGGUGCAGCGGCAGCUGGUCGAGCAGAACUCGGCACUCAAAAAGGAGGUGGCCAUCGCGGAGCGCAAGCUGAUUGCGCGCAACGAGCGCAUCCAGAGCCUGGAGAGCCUCCUGCAGGAGAGCCAGGAGAAGAUGGCGCAGGCUAAUCACAAGUUCGAAGUGCAGCUCGCGGCUGUCAAGGACCGCCUCGAAGCGGCCAAAGCCGGCAGCACCCGCGGCCUUGGUUCGCCCACAGGCCUCGGCGGCUUCAACAUUGGCAGCCGCAUUGCCAAGCCGCUCCGUGGCGGUGGCGAGACCGCCGCUCCUUCGCACCCCACCAUCGCGAGCCUGCAAAACCCGCCCGAGAAUAAGAGGUCGAGCUGGUUCUUCCAGAAGUCGUGA